This is a messenger RNA of Brassica rapa (field mustard), 564 nucleotides long. RefSeq lists its product as uncharacterized. The record is from RefSeq and is a predicted model, not a curated record. NCBI's taxonomy places the organism in Eukaryota, Viridiplantae, Streptophyta, Magnoliopsida, Brassicales, Brassicaceae.
UCUACUCUCUAUAGGGAGAAAGAGAACACAUAAUUAAAAAAAAAAUAUCUUCAAAGAAUGGGGAAAUACGCGGAGCUGUUGGAUGCAGGCGUGAGAAUAGCCGCUAGGUUUCACUCUCACUGUCCUCAAACGGCGCGUCUCUAUUACCAUCCUCCUUCCGACAGCCACCACCAUCACGGCGUCACCGACUUAAUCGGAGGUGGGGUUUUCAGUGGGUCGGGUCAAGAUUCGACCGGGUUGGUAGGUGGGUUAGGAACCGGAACUGCUGCUAGUUGCGGUCUCAAGUCUUCUCAAGGGUAUGAAGACGCUAGAGAUCUCUUGUUAUUCUCUUUUGUCUGAUUUAUUUCUCCAAAAAAUGAAAAAGAAAAAUAAUUAUUAUAACUUUUUGAUGAGCCAAGUUUUUAUUUUAAUUUUAUUUUUCUGUUUGCUUUAUUGAUUGAGACAGCUGUUCUUAUGAGGUUACGUGAUACAUUUUGUUUCUUGCAUGUUCUGUAAUGGUACAUGUCUUGUUUUGUAUUAAAACUAAACGAUAGAAGAAGACUCAUGAUUCAACUGUGUUGUUUA